This is a messenger RNA of Trypanosoma grayi, 627 nucleotides long. RefSeq lists its product as hypothetical. The record is from RefSeq and is a predicted model, not a curated record. Lineage: Eukaryota; Euglenozoa; Kinetoplastea; Trypanosomatida; Trypanosomatidae. The transcript has a single exon. The coding region runs from base 1 to 627 and encodes 208 amino acids.
AUGGCCGGCGCAGCGGAGGAUCUCCGCGCCCUGCAGGCCAGAGUCGAGUACGUCGAGCGCCGCGAGCGGGAGCGGGAGCGCGACCUCCACGAGCAGCUCGAAGGCGUGCAGCGCGAGCUCGUGCAGACGCGUAACGCCGUUGACGCUAAGGAGCGCGUGUGCCUUGAGGAGAUGGCGCGCAUGCAGCGCGAGUGGCAGGCCGCCUCGGCAGCGGCGACGGCAGCGCAGAAGCAGGCGGAAGGAAUAUGGCGCGAUUUGAUGGUGGAGGAGCGGCAGCGGCUCGAGCAGGCGCAGCAACAGCAGGAGCGCGGCCGCUUCGACGCCAUCCGCCGCGUCGUGGACAGCCUCGCCGAGCAGGUGACGCAACUAUCGGAGCUUGUCGCGGCCAGUGCGGCAGGCGGCCAGGGGGCGGCGCAGCAGCAGAAGCAGUGGAUGCAGCGGCAUCAGCAGGAGCAGGCGGACUUCUUGAAGUUCUUUGAAGAGACAUGUGCGCAGCUCCACGACGCCAUCCGCCGCGAGCAGCAGGCGCGGGAGAAGAGCACACGCCACAUCGAGCAGUUGCUGCUGGCACGUGAUGGUGGUGGUGGUGGUGGUCUUGCUGUUCCCGCCAAGAUUCAUCAUUUCUAG